Molecule: messenger RNA, 1353 nt
Organism: Macroventuria anomochaeta
Lineage: Eukaryota; Fungi; Ascomycota; Dothideomycetes; Pleosporales; Didymellaceae
Exons: 3
Coding region: 1-1353 (450 amino acids)
Source: RefSeq, a predicted model, not a curated record
AUGGUCUACAACCUCACCUACCGCCGCCCUCAGAGGCAGUCCGGCUCAUCCAGUGAGUCAGUGACCGGCGAGCACAAGCAAUUGUCCAUCCAUGAGUCUGUCCGCUCUGGUAGCAGUGGCAUGUCCUAUGGCAUUCCUGAGGCGCUCUCCUUCGACCGAAUCAUCGCCGGUGGCGUCUGUCCUCCUUGCACUGUCCGUGACUUCAUGAACUUCUUGAAGUACAUCGAGCUGUCAGCCGAGAACCUACAGUUCUUCCUCUGGUACCGCGACUACAGCAAGCGCUUCAAUGAGCUACCUGGGAGCGAGAAGGUUCUGUCGCCCGAGUGGCAUGACGACAAGACUAACGGCGAGGUGCCCAAGCUCGUCACCAAGAAGACGCACCCAGAGGCAUCUGUCAUUUUGGAGGGCACUGACUUUGCCAGCGAGAAGACUGUGAAGCACAGCGACAAGAGCAACAGCAAUAACCCAUUCUUCACACCACCGCACACGCCAACAAGUGAUUUGCACCGCCGGGAGGAGUCGUUCGAUUCGUACGAUGAGAGCAUGACUACUGGCAAAGUGAACCACUCUGAACGUGCUGCAGGUGCGUUUGAGAAUGCGGGGCUCAAAUGGAAGCCUUUAACCGUUCAGCCAUACCGCGAGGAGGUUAACCGCAUCAUCUCGAUAUACAUCGCCGAUGGCGGCUCUCGUCAGCUCAACCUCUCCUCCAAGGAGCGCACUGCGCUGCUUCACGCUUUGCAGAACACCACCCACCCAUCUGCAUUCAAGGACGUCAUCACCACCGUUGAGUGGUCGCUCCGUUGCCAGGCUCACCCCAACUUCAUCCGCUGGACCAUCUGCAACGGCAACCGCCCUCGUGUCAUCUUUGCGCGCGGAUUGGGUAUCGGCGGCAUCGUCGCUGGUCUCAUUGUCGCUAUUAUCCUCACUCUGAGCAGCGCUGGUCGUGCUUGGAGGGCUCUCUCCCUAAUCGGCUUCGUCAUCGGCAUUUCCACGCUCAUCGCUGCCUGGAAAGGUAUGUGCGUUGUCCUCCACGGCAUGCACCACCGCCACUUGCGACCUUGGGAGCUGUUCACCUCAGACGACGAGCCACAAGGCUACGAUGCGAAGAUGGACUCCGCCGACACCCUCGGCUCACACGCAUCCAGCAACUCGUGGGAAGACGAGCCGUGGGUUGCAAAGUACGAGAAGCGCAACGUCGUUCGCAAGAUCUUCGAUCGCGAAGUCUGGAUCCAGGAGCCUGCUCUUCGCCAGAUCCAGGAUACCAUCUUCAUCCAGGCCAUUCUGGGCUCACUCAUUAUCGGCGGUGUUACGGUUGGCAUCUUCUGCGCCGUCCCCGCUGGCAACUUCUUCUAA